Molecule: messenger RNA, 1665 nt
Organism: Lodderomyces jiufengensis
Lineage: Eukaryota; Fungi; Ascomycota; Pichiomycetes; Serinales; Debaryomycetaceae
Gene: TCP1
Product: chaperonin-containing T-complex alpha subunit
Exons: 1
Coding region: 1-1665 (554 amino acids)
Biological process (GO): protein folding
Cellular component (GO): chaperonin-containing T-complex
Molecular function (GO): ATP hydrolysis activity; ATP-dependent protein folding chaperone; ATP binding
Source: RefSeq, a predicted model, not a curated record
AUGUAUUCAAAUGCUAGAUCAGAUACUUUGUUCUUGGGAGCUCAAAAAGUAAGUGGGGAUGAUGUAAGAAAUCAAACAGUAUUAGCUUCACAAACAGUUGCUAAUGUAGUUAAAUCUUCAUUAGGACCAGUAGGAUUAGAUAAAAUGUUAGUUGAUGAUAUUGGAGAUGUUACAGUUACAAAUGAUGGAGCUACUAUAUUGUCAUUAUUAGAUGUUCAACAUCCAGCUGGUCAGAUCUUAGUGGAAUUGGCUCAACAACAAGAUAGAGAAGUUGGUGAUGGUACAACUUCAGUAGUAUUAAUUGCAGCUGAAUUAUUAAAAAGAGCAAAUGAAUUAGUUAAACAUAAAAUUCAUCCAACUACAAUUAUAACAGGUUAUAGAUUAGCAUUAAGAGAAGCUAUAAGGUAUAUCAAUCAAAUACUUUCACAAAAUGUUGAUACUUUAGGAAAACAAACUUUAAUUAAUAUAGCAAAAACAUCAAUGUCAUCAAAAAUUAUUGGAUCAGAUUCUGAAUUUUUCAGUAAAUUAGUUGUUGAUGCAAUGUUAGCUGUUAAAACUACAAAUACAAAGGGAGAAGUUAAAUAUCCAGUAAAAGCAGUCAAUAUCCUCAAAGCUCAUGGUAAAUCAUCUUUAGAAUCUGUUUUAGUGAAUGGUUAUGCAUUGAAUUGUACAGUUGCAUCACAAGCAAUGGUUAAACUGGUUAAAAAUGCUAAAAUAGCAUGUCUUGAUAUAAAUUUACAAAAAGCAAGAAUGGCAAUGGGAGUACAAAUAAAUAUAGAAGAUCCUGAUCAAUUAGAAGAAAUUAGAAAAAGAGAAUAUGGAAUAAUAAUAGAAAGAAUUCAAAAAAUUUUAGCUAGUGGUGCAAAUGUUAUAUUAACUACAAAAGGUAUAGAUGAUUUAUGUUUAAAGGAAUUUAUUGAAAAUAAUUGUAUGGCAGUCAGACGUUGUAAAAAAGAAGAUUUAAGAAGAAUUGCAAGAGCUACUGGUGCAACUUUAAUAUCAUCAUUAAGUAAUUUAGAAGGUGAUGAAACUUUUGAAUCACUGAAUUUAGGUUAUGCUGAAGAAGUCGUACAAACAAGAAUUAGUGAUGAUGAAUGUAUAUUAAUAAAAGGUACAAAACAACAUUCAUCAAGUUCUAUAAUUUUAAGAGGUCCAAAUGAUUAUUCAUUAGAUGAAAUGCAAAGAUCAAUAAAUGAUUCAUUAUCAGUUGUAAAAAGAACAUUAGAAAGUGGUCAUGUAGUUCCAGGUGGUGGAGCAGUUGAAACUGCUUUAAAUAUAUAUUUAGAAAAUUUCGCAUCAACAGUUGGAAGUAGAGAACAAUUAGCAAUAGCAGAAUUUGGAGCUGCUUUAUUAGUUAUCCCCAAAACAUUAGCAAUGAAUGCAGCAAAAGAUGCUUCUGAUUUAGUAUCAAAAUUAAGAACAUAUCAUGCAGCUGCACAAAUGGCCAAAACAGAUGAUGAAAAAAGGAAAAAAUAUAAAAAUUAUGGUUUAGAUUUAAUUAAUGGUAAAAUUGUUGAUGAAGCAACUGCUGGUGUAUUAGAACCAACUAUAUCAAAAAUAAAAUCUUUAAAAUCUGCUUUAGAAGCUUGUGUUUCUAUUUUAAGAAUUGAUACAAUGAUUGAAGUACAUCCUGAACCUCCAAAAGAAGAUCCUCAUGGUCAUUAA